AAAAUCUCAACUUCAACCAAAAACCCCAAAGGCGCUAACUUUUUCUUUUAUCUUUCUUCUUCACUCACUCUUCUCCUUCACCACCAUCAAUCACAAUCCCUAAUUCGGAUAAUAUCAUCAUCUCCUCCAAAAAUGGACGGAGCACUCUUCCCUCACAAACCUCCAUACCCAAUUCAAUCCAAAAGAUCUCCACCACCUCAAUCCACAAACCAAUCUAUCAAAUUCAGCUCCGCUACACUUCACUUACCUCCUCCUUCUCCUCCUUCUUUCCCUCUCGAUUCUCUUCUUCACCAUCUCGUUCACCUCUCUUCCACGCCUCCACGACAUGCCGCUGCUCGUUUCCCUUCUCUCCAAGUCUCCACUGAUUCAUCAUCGGCGAAACCCAUGUCACGUUCUGUUCUGGGUGUUGAAAUUGAGAACGAGAGAGAUGGGUCUUUGAAGCUACUGUGUAAGAAAGAAGUUGUCUUGGUUAAUUCCAUUGUUGAACAGCCUUUGACUGGUUUGAGUAGGUUUUUCGAUUCUGUGAAAUCGGAAUUGCUUAGAACUGAUUUGGUUAGUUUGGUUAAGAGUCUGGAUGAUUCUGGGCAUUGGGAAAGAGCUGUUUUUUUGUUUGAAUGGUUAGUUUUGUCUUCAAAUUCUGGAGCUUUGAAGCUAGAUCAUCAAGUAAUCGAAAUCUUAGUUAGGAUUUUAGGUAGAGAAUCUCAGUACUCUGUUGCAGCUAAGUUGCUCGAUAAAAUUCCUCUACAAGAUUAUAUGCUCGAUGUUCGUGCUUACACGACGAUCUUACAUGCGUAUUCACGGACAGGGAAGUAUGAAAAGGCUAUCGAUUUGUUUGAGAGGAUGAAAGAGAUGGGUCCUUCACCUACUUUAGUGACUUACAAUGUGAUUCUCGAUGUUUUCGGGAAAAUGGGUCGAUCUUGGAGGAAAAUUCUAGGGGUUUUAGAUGAAAUGAGAAGUAAAGGAUUGAAGUUUGAUGAGUUUACUUGUAGCACUGUGCUAUCUGCUUGUGCGAGAGAAGGUUUGUUAAGAGAGGCGAAGGACUUUUUCGCUGAACUUAAGUCAUGCGGCUAUGAACCUGGAACUGUAACUUACAAUGCUUUGUUGCAAGUUUUUGGUAAAGCAGGAGUUUAUACAGAAGCGUUAAGUGUUUUGAAAGAGAUGGAGGAAAACAACUGCCCAGCUGAUUCUGUGACAUACAAUGAGCUUGUUGCCGCUUAUGUUAGAGCCGGUUUUAGCAAGGAAGCUGCUGGUGUCAUUGAGAUGAUGGCGCAAAAGGGUGUAAUGCCGAACGCAAUCACUUAUACUACAGUGAUAGAUGCAUAUGGAAAGGCGGGAAAAGAGGACGAGGCUUUGAAGCUGUUUUAUAGUAUGAAAGAAGCUGGUUGUGUUCCGAAUACUUGCACCUACAAUGCAGUGCUUAGUAUGUUAGGGAAAAAGUCGAGAUCCAAUGAAAUGAUAAAGAUGUUAUGUGAUAUGAAGUCCAAUGGGUGUUCCCCUAAUCGGGCCACUUGGAACACAAUGCUUGCUCUGUGUGGGAAUAAAGGUAUGGAUAAGUUUGUGAACAGGGUGUUCCGUGAAAUGAAGAGCUGCGGAUUUGAACCUGAUAGGGACACAUUCAACACGCUGAUUAGUGCUUAUGGGCGAUGUGGUUCAGAGGUUGAUGCAUCAAAAAUGUAUGGUGAGAUGACAAGAGCAGGGUUCAACGCUUGUGUUACAACUUACAACGCUUUACUUAAUGCCUUGGCUAGAAAAGGAGAUUGGAGAUCGGGCGAGAAUGUGAUUUCCGACAUGAAAAGUAAAGGUUUCAAACCCACUGAAACAUCUUAUUCCUUGAUGCUUCAGUGUUAUGCUAAAGGAGGGAACUAUCUAGGAAUAGAGAGAAUCGAGGAGGGGAUAAACGAGGGCCAAAUAUUCCCGAGCUGGAUGCUUUUGAGAACACUACUUCUCGCAAACUUCAAAUGCCGAGCACUAGCGGGAUCAGAGAGAGUAUUCACGUUGUUUAAAAAGCACGGAUACAAACCCGACAUGGUGAUUUUCAACUCAAUGCUCUCCAUUUUCACGAGGAACAACAUGUACGACCAAGCAGAGGGGAUUCUUCAGUCUAUCCGCGAGGACGGGCUAAACCCGGAUCUUGUAACCUACAACAGCCUGAUGGACAUGUACGUAAGAAGAGGAGAGUGUUGGAAAGCCGAAGAAAUCCUCAAGACUCUAGAAAAAUCCCAGUUAAAACCGGACCUGGUCUCUUACAACACGGUGAUCAAAGGUUUCUGCAGAAAAGGGUUGAUGCAAGAAGCGGUUAGGAUGCUGUCUGAGAUGACAGAGCGUGGAAUCAGACCGUGUAUUUUCACUUACAACACGUUUGUUUCGGGUUACACGGCGAUGGGAAUGUAUGGAGAGAUAGAAGAUGUGAUUGAGUGUAUGGCGAAGAAUGAUUGCAGACCAAAUGAGCUGACUUUUAAGAUGGUAGUGGAUGGUUAUUGCAGAGCAGGGAAGUAUAGUGAAGCUAUGGAUUUUGUAUCCAAGAUUAAGACCUUUGAUCCUUGCUUUGAUGAUCAAUCUAUUCAACGGCUUGCUCUCCGACAAAAUCAAAUGGAGUGGGAUAGUGAUUCCGAUCUCAGCGGGGGAGAUGAAGUGGCGGAAGAUGGAUGGUUCGGCGGAGAUAACGGAUCGAUUCCGUUUCCGGUAGGUAGUCUUCCUGGAACGGCGCCGUGUGGUUUUGUGGUCAGCGAUGCUCUUGAACCUGAUAACCCUAUCAUUUAUGUUAACACUGUUUUUGAGAUUGUUACUGGUUAUCGAGCUGAGGAAGUUAUUGGUCGAAAUUGCCGGUUCUUACAAUGUAGAGGGCCAUUUGCUAAAAGAAGGCAUCCAAUGGUAGAUUCUACAAUUGUGACGAAGAUGCGGCAAUGUCUAGAAAAUGGCAUCGAGUUUCAAGGCGAGUUGCUCAACUUUCGGAAAGAUGGAUCUCCCUUGAUGAACAAGCUGCGUCUAGUCCCUAUCCGUGAAGAAGACGAAAUCACUCAUUUCAUAGGCGUUCUCUUAUUCACAGAUGCAAAAAUUGAUCUUGCCCCAUCUCCUGAUUUAUCUGCAAAAGAAAUUCCAAGAAUAUCUCGCUCAUUUACUUCUGCUUUACCAAUCGGAGAGCGUAAUGUUUCUCGUGGACUUUGUGGGAUAUUCGAACUGAGUGAUGAGGUCAUAGCUAUCAAGAUAUUGUCACAGUUGACUCCUGGUGAUAUUGCAUCGGUUGGUUGUGUAUGUCGGCGGCUAAAUGAGUUGACAAAGAAUGAUGAUGUAUGGAGAAUGGUCUGUCAAAACACAUGGGGUACAGAGGCAACACGUGCUCUUGAGAGUGUUCCUGGUGCAAAGAGGAUCGGUUGGGUGCGACUGGCCCGAGAGUUUACCACACACGAAGCAACAGCAUGGAGGAAGUUUUCGGUUGGAGGUACUGUUGAGCCUUCCCGGUGUAAUUUCAGCGCAUGUGCAGUUGGGAACAGGAUUGUUAUCUUUGGCGGGGAAGGUGUAAAUAUGCAGCCGAUGAAUGAUACAUUUGUGUUGGACCUUGGCUCGAGUAGCCCCGAGUGGAAAUCCGUUCUGGUCAGCUCUCCUCCACCGGGGCGCUGGGGUCACACACUUUCUUGUGUCAAUGGAUCCCGUUUAGUAGUGUUUGGAGGUUACGGGAGCCACGGAUUACUCAACGAUGUGUUCUUAUUAGACCUUGAUGCAGACCCGCCAAGCUGGAGAGAAGUAUCCGGAUUGGCCCCUCCAAUACCAAGAUCAUGGCACAGUUCGUGCACACUUGAUGGCACUAAGCUGAUUGUAUCAGGUGGCUGUGCUGAUUCAGGAGCUCUACUCAGCGAUACAUUCCUGCUUGACCUGUCGAUGGAUAUACCGACAUGGAGGGAGAUACCAGUUCCAUGGACCCCUCCAUCUCGCCUCGGACAUACUCUAACCGUCUAUGGUGACCGCAAGAUUCUCAUGUUUGGCGGUCUUGCCAAAAACGGUUCUCUGAGAUUCCGCUCUAACGAUGUAUACACGAUGGAUCUUAGCGAGGAUGAACCGAGUUGGAGACCUGUGAUUGGGUAUGGAUCUAGCCUCCCAGGAGGCAUGGCAGCUCCACCACCAAGGCUGGAUCAUGUGGCAAUCAGCCUUCCCGGUGGUCGAAUCUUGAUCUUUGGUGGUUCGGUUGCAGGGCUUGACUCGGCUUCUCAGCUUUAUCUUCUUGAUCCAACUGAGGAGAAACCGGCAUGGAGAAUACUGAAUGUUCAUGGAGGCCCGCCAAGGUUUGCGUGGGGACACACCACUUGUGUGGUCGGAGGAACUCGGUUGGUCGUCUUAGGUGGUCAAACCGGUGAAGAGUGGAUGCUAAAUGAAGCUCAUGAACUAUUAUUAGCAACGUCUACUACUGCAAGCACUUGAUCAAGUGAUGAAGUUAAUGGCUUUUUAGAUGUUUUGGAGAAAAGAUCUAUACAUUAAUCAAAAACAUGUUCAUAU
Arabidopsis arenosa is the source of this 4488-nucleotide messenger RNA. Lineage: Eukaryota; Viridiplantae; Streptophyta; Magnoliopsida; Brassicales; Brassicaceae. The record is from the annotation of a GenBank genome assembly.